AUGUCGCGUUUCCUCCGCCGCAAUGCGUCGCAGGCGACGGCAGCCAGUGGAGAUGCACAGGCAGCGUCGGCGGCGCAGGCCAAGACGACGAUGAUCCACACACGGCCAAUGCCCCACGCCAGGCCCGACGCGCUGCCAGAGCUUUCGGCCAGCCAGCGCCAGACAAUCGAGGCCAUUGCUGCUCAUCUGCAGGAAUUGCACAAGGAACUGGCGGAAGAAGAUGAGUACAAAAAUUGGGAGAAGAGGUGGAUCGAGGACGAGAGCACAGCUCGAAGGUACGCCGUCGCAUGCAAAUUUGACGAGGCUCUCGCCAAGCGCAGGGUUGCCGACACGUUGCGCUGGCGCAGAGAGUACAAGCCGGAGCUCAUCAAGCCGGAAGAGGUGGCCAUCGAGGGCGAGACAGGCAAGCACGUCCUGAGUGGCUUCGACAACAAGGGCAGGCCCGUCCUCUACCUUCGGCCAGGCCGCGAGAACACCAAGCCGAGCCCGCGUCAGAUCAGAUACCUUGUCUGGGGCCUCGAGCGAGCGCUAGAAAAGAUCUGCCUGCUCAUCGACUACGCCUCAGCCUCGCAGGCCAACACGCCCUCCUUCUCGACGUCUCGCGGCGUGCUCAACAUCCUUCAGAAUCACUACGUGGAACGGCUAGGCCAGGCGCUCAUCGUAAACGUCAACUGGUUCAUCUCGGCUUUUUUCACCGCAAUCACACCCUUUCUCGACCCCGUCACGGCCAAGAAGAUUGUCAUGCUCCGGCACCCCCCAGGACUGCAAGACUAUGUCAGUGUCGAGCAGCUCGACGCCGAGUUUGGCGGCCGCUGGAACUACCGGUUCGAGUUUGACGACUUCUGGUCUCAGGUCCUCGACUUUACGGGUGUGGCCCAGGACGGGACGAGGGAGCACGAGACGAGGGCGAGGCAGGCCAUUACAGACGAGGAUGCUGUGGAGGCUGCAAAGCGCGUCAAUGCCGCAGAGAAGAGCGCCAGCGUCAGCGUCAGCGCCACCGAGAGCCCCGAUGCGUCGGCGCAGAGCACGGCGCCAGCCACGAGCGAGACGACGCCGGCUACGUCGAUGAGCGGUGCCGGCGAAGAGCAGGGGCAAAAGUAA
Molecule: messenger RNA, 1101 nt
Organism: Acaromyces ingoldii
Lineage: Eukaryota; Fungi; Basidiomycota; Exobasidiomycetes; Exobasidiales; Cryptobasidiaceae
Product: CRAL/TRIO domain-containing protein
Exons: 4
Coding region: 1-1101 (366 amino acids)
Molecular function (GO): phosphatidylinositol transfer activity
Source: RefSeq, a predicted model, not a curated record